AUGAGCAUAGAGGAACGUCUGAAGCUGCUUACCGACACAUUCACUAUCAGUCUUUAUCAGCAAGUAUCUCAGUCUCUCUUUGAAAGAGAUAAGUUGACAUUUUCUUUCAUUCUCUGCAGCAGAAUCUUGAUAGCACAAGAUGAACUGCCAAGGGAAGAAUUCAUGUUUCUUGUCAUGAGCAUUGUUGAUGUUGAAAGUUUAGAGCCUAACCCUGCUCCUGAGUGGCUAAGAAAUGAGGCAUGGAGUAUGCUCUGCCAGAUAGAAGUAUUGCCCGCUUUCAGUGGUUUCAAAGAACAUUUCAAGAAGCAAAUAAGUGGGUGGAAGCAGUAUUCUACUGAUGUGGAUGCCUCAUUGGCUAAGUUGCCUUCUCCUUGGGCACAGCGUCUCUCUCAGUUUGAAGCACUGAUCCUUAUUCGGAUAUUCCAUCCAGAUAAGUUAUUAUAUUUUGUGAGAGACUUCAUACAGUCUAAAAUGGGGAUGAAGUUUGUGAAACCACCACAUUUUGAUAUAGAAAAAGCUUAUGAGGAUUCUGAUGUGAUGUGUCCUCUUAUAUUUAUCUCAGAACCACAGUAUAAUCCUAUUGUAGAUUUAUACAGAUUUGCUCAGCGCAAAGAAUAUGGAUCCAAAUUUAUCCCAAUAUCACUUGGAGAAGGACAGGUUGAGAACAAACAGUCUAUGUAUAGAAAACGAAAGUACAUACUGUGUAUUUCCUGCAAAAACACAUACUUUCACAUAAAUAUUUUUGGUGAUAUUACACUGGUGAUUUACAGCUGUGGAGAUCAAGCAUCAUCCGCCCGUUUUGUAGCAUUUUAA
Schistocerca cancellata (South American locust) is the source of this 813-nucleotide messenger RNA. RefSeq names its product dynein axonemal heavy chain 12-like. Lineage: Eukaryota; Metazoa; Arthropoda; Insecta; Orthoptera; Acrididae. Gene Ontology annotation, biological process: microtubule-based movement. Gene Ontology annotation, molecular function: dynein intermediate chain binding; dynein light intermediate chain binding; minus-end-directed microtubule motor activity. The coding region runs from base 1 to 813 and encodes 270 amino acids. The transcript has 5 exons. The record is from RefSeq and is a predicted model, not a curated record. Gene Ontology annotation, cellular component: dynein complex.